Messenger RNA from Pseudopodoces humilis (Tibetan ground-tit), 669 nucleotides. Lineage: Eukaryota; Metazoa; Chordata; Aves; Passeriformes; Paridae. The record is from RefSeq and is a predicted model, not a curated record.
AUGGAGCUGGCGGGGGACCGGUACCUGGGGGGCGUCAUGCGCGGCAGGAUGGAAGGGUUCGGCCGCUACACGCUGCCGUCGGGCGCCGAGUACCGGGGCUCGCUGUGGGACGGGAUGUUCCACGGGAAGGGCGAGCUGCAGCGCCCCAGGGGCGGCGGACAGCGGGCGCUCUGGAUCCGCGGGGUGCCCACGCAGGGGAAAUACACUUUUGCAGAUGGUCUCGAAUAUGACGAGGAAAAAUGGCGUUACUGCGAUGGCUACGACAGAAGAUUUUAUACAGAAAUCUGUUCUGGUUUUAAACCACCAGGCAUUCCUCAACUUACAAAUCUGGAUCCUCCCAAAAUAAUCCCAGAAGGUUGUUAUGACACUGGGGAUGGAUUCUAUAACCCCAAAACCAGAGUAGUUGUUGACUACAAAUGCAAGUUUCUGAGAAAUACAGUUUUUCUAGGAAACAGAACAUUUCAUUUUCAGUGUGCUACAGUUUAACAAUUUUGUUGCUUGGAAACUCCGUUUUUCAGCAAAUUUACUAUUUGUUGUAAAAAAAUUCUGCUCUGCUCUACUUUCAAGAGCUUUUACAAUGAUGAGCAUGAAUGGAUCCUUCGGACCUGCCGGAAAGCCUGGGAUAUAACAACUGAGGACGAACCCAAACCAUCAAACAGUUUUUCCUAG